AUGCCUAUAAAAGAUGAAUUCAAGGUAUAUUCAGCCAGAGACGUGAAGCGUUCUGUGGAAAAAACAGUUGCUAGCCAGAUCAACGUUGUAAUGGCACGACCUUUGAGCAUUAAUUCACCGUCAUUUGUUCUCAUGGCUUACGGAACAGACCAAAAGUUCAACUAUGAAUCAGUGAUGAGACGAUGGGAGUUUAUCGUGUUACGUCUUCGGCAAUUGGGUAUCGAGGUCCUCGGAUUUUCAUCUGAUGGGGACUCGCGACUUUUAAAAGCAAUGAGAAUUUCCGGCAACAUUCCUACUGAGCUGCCUUUCUUGGACGAUUUUUGUGGUUGGGAUUUUUUCAACGGAACGCUCAAGCCUGUUGUUGCUGAACAACAUAUGAACAGCAUACGAAAACACUACGCGCGUCCAGCCGGGUACAUUUAUCAGUCUCAGGGGUCCAAUAUCACAGAUCUUACUCACAAUAGAUUGCAUCCCAUCACAGGUAAUUCAUCCCCACCUGUAAUUAAUUGUGUGCAAGAUACUGUACAUAUUGGUGGAAAGUUGAAAAAUCGUCUCUUGUAUAGAGAACCGAUGACAUUGGGCGACAUACAAAUAACUUCAGCCCAUUUGCUUCAAUUAAUUGAGUCCAGCAAUGUGUCCGAGCACGGAAUAACACAGAGUGAAAUUCAGACAAAAGACCACAUGAAUUAUAAAAUUGCGGAAAAGUUAAUUGACGAAAAAUUGAUCACAGCUCUAAAAAAUAAUGUCCCCGGUAGCGAUGGCACUGUGUUUUAUCUCAACCUCAUGCGUCUGAUUAGAAAUUCUUUUGAUGCGCCAAAUAUUUCACCAAGUGCUCGUCUCUACGACAUUUGGUUUGCAUUAUUUGCUUUCCGUUACUGGAGGCGAUGGCUCCGAAAGAAUAAUAUACCUUUGGAGCGUUGUAUUACAGCAAAUGCUUAUCAGUGUAUAGAGGUGAAUGCACAUUCACUGGUCAACAUCAUCAUGCCAGGGGUCUUACAGUUUCGAACAUAUAAUGUGAUUUGUGAUCAAUGUGUCUUUUUAAUUUUACUUGAACUGUUGACAUGUUGUCAAAUGUUCUCGGUAAAACACUUGUCAUAUUAUUUACUUCAACGGGAAUAUGUACUACGCUCUUCCAUUUCAAUGAAAAGUGGAAGAGGCGGUAAACCUAAUAGUAUCUCUAAAGCAGCUGUUGGAGUCGAUCUUAUAGCACCCGUGAUUGCGAUGCAAAUAUGUCUCUGA
Phlebotomus papatasi is the source of this 1239-nucleotide messenger RNA. RefSeq lists its product as uncharacterized. Bases 1 to 1239 code for a protein of 412 amino acids. The transcript is spliced from 4 exons. The record is from RefSeq and is a predicted model, not a curated record. Lineage: Eukaryota; Metazoa; Arthropoda; Insecta; Diptera; Psychodidae.